AUGGUGUGGGUGCCCUUGGGAUUCCCGCGGACUGAUGACCUUGCUUCACGCCCCAGUACCGCCUCCCCCAAAAUGUCGCUUGAGUGGCUCGUGGCCUGGAGCUGGUCGCUGGAUGGCCUGAGGGACUGCAUCGCCACCGGCAUCCAGUCGGUGCGGGACUGCGACACCAUGGCCGUGGUCACCGUGGCCUGCUUGCUGGUCCUGUUUGUGUGGUACUGUUAUCAUGUGGGCCGGGAGCAGCCACGGCCCUACGUCUCGGUCAACUCUCUCAUGCAGGCCUCUGAUGCCGCCGGGCUGCAGAACGGCUUCGUGUACUGCCAGUCCCCCGAGUGCGUGCGCUGCGCCCACAACGAGGGCCUCAACCAGAAGCUCUACCACAACCUGCAGGAGUACGCCAAGCGGUACUCCUGGUCGGGCAUGGGCCGCAUCCACAAGGGCAUCCGCGAGCAGGGCCGCUACCUCAACAGCCGGCCCUCCAUCCAGAAGCCCGAGGUCUUCUUCCUGCCCGACCUCCCCACCACGCCCUACUUCUCCCGGGACGCGCAGAAACAUGAUGUAGAACUGCUGGAGCGCAACUUCCAGACUGUUCUGUGCGAGUUUGAGGCCCUCUACAAAGCUUUCUCGAACUGCAGCCUCCCACAAGGAUGGAAAAUGAACAGCACGCCCAGCGGGGAAUGGUUCACCUUUUACUUGGUCAAUCAGGGGGUUUGUGUUCCCAGGAACUGCAGGAAGUGCCCACGGACGUACCGCUUGCUUGGAAGCCUUCGGACCUGUAUUGGGAACAAUGUUUUUGGGAACGCGUGCAUCUCUGUGCUGAGCCCCGGGACCAUGAUCACGGAGCACUAUGGGCCCACCAACAUCCGCAUCCGCUGCCACCUAGGUCUGAAAACCCCAAAUGGCUGUGAGCUGGUGGUGGGGGGAGAGCCUCAGUGCUGGGCGGAAGGGCGCUGUCUGCUCUUUGAUGACUCUUUCCUGCACACCGCGUUCCAUGAAGGUUCAGCAGAGGACGGCCCUCGGGUGGUUUUCAUGGUGGAUCUGUGGCAUCCGAACGUUGCAGCGGCUGAGCGGCAGGCACUCGAUUUCAUCUUUGCUCCAGGACGAUGAGAGAACUUAGACUGCUGGAGCCGGCGAGAGAAGCCGAGGCAAGCCUGGGCGGACUGCAGCACAGUCCAGCCCCGCCAUGCUGCGAUUCCACACUCAGAAACCUGCCUCCACAGAGAGCUCUCAUUGGGGAUUUUGUACCAUGUUGAGUCCCUCUUUCCUUUGGUUAUUGUAAAUGGACACUUUUCAGCUUGUAUUUCCUUAGGUUUUUUUUCCUCCCCAUCAUUUGCUUCUGAGAUUCCUUUCUGGCCUAAUAGUGCAUUCGUUUGACUCUGUGACCAGAGACUUGGUGCCCUUGUAAGUCUGUGUUAUGUUGCUACUCUGUUUUUUCAGUGCUCUGAAAGAGAGUAACUGAAUGGUUAUUUGUCUGAAUGUAAAAAUGCAAAACUUCUUGUGGUCAUCUUGAAAGAAGAAAACAAAACUAAACUGGAAACUGCAAAUCAGAGAGCAGGAGACCUUGGCCUCUGAUGCUGGCACACAAGGGACCCUUCAGCCACCACAGGGCAGGGCUGGAGAGGCUGCCAGACAUGAUGGGGUGGUGCACAGCGUCCAGGCCAGGGAACCUGUCACCAUCGCUCACCCUCACCCAUCAGGUCCCUGAUGACAAAAGCCUUCGGCUGGUAGGGCGAGGCUGUUCUUGAAACACCACUUUCCUACAGAGCUGAAAGACAGCCACACUGCGGCUCACCCGGGUCAGCCCUAGAACGUGGGAUCCACUUACCUCACUGCCUACAGAAGCCCUACUGCCAAACCAGGCUGGAAGAUUGCCAGUGCAGCGGUUUUGAGUCCGAGGUGGUGAACGUUAAGACCACGUAGGCUGGCUGGCAGGAGCGCUGGCGGGAUGAGUCCUCACUCCUCCGGUGACAUUCUGAAAAAGCCUUUCUCUGGCGGACCUGGAAUCAUAGAUCUGGCCAAAGUGUCUGUUUUGCUUUGGAGUUCUGCUGCCUAUGUUUUUUUUCAUUUAUUUGUCUAUAUGUAAAAGUUCAAACACUAGACUCAGAGCUAGUGAGAGUCGGCCCUGAGUUUCUGUCACUGCACAAAGAUGUGCACUGAGUGACAGUGAGCCGAGUCAGGGUGUCAGUGAGGACACAGGGAGGACCUACAAACCCGAAGGACCCAUGGUCACUGUGCUGGCUUUCUGGCCUCCUGUGAAGAACAUGCAGCUCUCUUCCCAGAGGAGACGGCACCAGGAGGUCAGCUUGAGGCCUCAGUCUGGAAACAGCCUGUGUGCACAGAUGUGUGAAUAUGCUGCUGGCCAGUCAUACUAAGAGAGCCUUUUUGAAUAAUGCAUUAUGGACAGUGUCCGAUGUAUAAGGCCAGGGUGUGGUCUGGAAUAUACAGCCGGUCACAGGUCAGGUUCAGUGUUUAGAUUGGAAUGGAAACCAGCAGCUUCUGUGAGGUACAGCUGUCCAAAGUAAACACAAUGCAAAAUGCGCUAGGUAAUCACUAGCAAGUGUGCACAGAGAACAUGUCUACGUUGGAGUAAAAUGUCUACACAGAUAUUUAAUGUCAGUGAUGAGAAUGCAGGAAGAGGCAGAAAUUGAAACAUACCUGAAGUCUUUGUACUCAUUGCCUUGUUACAGAAUCACUUGAGGUGCAUGAUUUCUACAUCCUGACUGCCCUACGUUUACAAAGCCAACAGCCCACACAGGUAGCACAAUGGCCACCUGUGCUCAUGUGACAUGGUUGGGGAACAGAAGAUAAAUAAAGGAUCUUGCUGAAAACCA
Carlito syrichta (Philippine tarsier) is the source of this 2828-nucleotide messenger RNA. RefSeq names its product aspartate beta-hydroxylase domain containing 2 (gene ASPHD2). The record is from RefSeq and is a predicted model, not a curated record. Lineage: Eukaryota; Metazoa; Chordata; Mammalia; Primates; Tarsiidae.